This is a messenger RNA of [Candida] anglica, 1339 nucleotides long. The record is from the annotation of a GenBank genome assembly. NCBI's taxonomy places the organism in Eukaryota, Fungi, Ascomycota, Pichiomycetes, Serinales, Debaryomycetaceae.
GGUACAUUGAAUAUACCACUUGAUUCAAAAAAAUAAUUUAUUAUAUCAGUAUUAAAUCAUAGUUUAAAUACAAAUCAAUACUUUCAAUUUUAACAACAAAGAAAAAAAUCAAAGCAAAUAUGGGUGGUAAAGUUUUACUCGUUCUCUACCGUGGCGGUGAACAUGCUGAACAAGAAGCAAGAUUACUUGGAUCUUUAGAAAAUGAGCUUGGGAUUAGAAAGUUCAUUGAAGAUAAUGGGUAUGAAUUAGUUUCUACCGAUGAUAAGGAUCCAGAAGGUGAAUCCGCUGUUGAUAAGGAACUUCAAGAUGCUGAGAUUGUUAUCACUACUCCAUUUUUCCCAGCUUAUAUCACUAAGGAAAGAAUUGCCAAGGCUCCAAAAUUGAAAAUGGCUAUCACUGCUGGUGUUGGAUCAGAUCAUGUUGACUUGAAUGCUGCAAAUGAAAGAAAGAUUACCGUCACUGAAGUUACUGGUUCCAAUGUUGUAUCAGUUGCAGAACAUGUUGUGAUGACUAUGUUAGUAUUGGUUCGUAACUUUGUUGCAGCCCAUGAACAAGCCAUGGAUGGUGGAUGGGAUAUUGCAGGAAUUGCAAAGCAAGCAUUUGAUCUUGAAGAUAAGGUGAUUUCAACCAUUGGUGCUGGUAGAAUUGGAUACAGAGUUCUUCAAAGAUUAGUUGCCUUCAAUCCAAAGAAACUUAUGUAUUAUGAUUAUCAAGACUUACCAUCAGAAGCAAUUGAACAAUUGAAACAAGCUUCAAAAAUUUUGAAUGGUAAAGAUUUAAUUGUUGAAAGAGUUGAAAAAUUGGAAGAUUUGGUUAGUCAAAGUGAUAUUGUUACCGUUAAUUGCCCAUUACAUGAAAGUACCAAGGGCUUAAUUAAUAAGGAACUUCUUUCUAAAUUUAAAGAUGGUGCUUGGUUAGUAAACACUGCUCGUGGUGCAAUUUGUGUAGCAGAAGAUGUUGCAGAUGCUGUUAAAAGUGGGAAAUUACGUGGUUACGGAGGUGAUGUUUGGUAUCCACAACCAGCACCAAAAGACCAUCCUUGGAGACUGUUCCGUAACCCAUAUGGUGCUGGUAAUGCCAUGACCCCACAUGUUUCAGGAACCACAUUGGAUGCUCAAGCUAGGUAUGCUGCUGGUGUUAAGAAUAUUUUGGAAAGUUACUUCACUGGUAAGUUUGAUUACAGACCACAAGAUGUAAUUGUUAUCGAUGGUGAAUAUGCAACCAAAGCUUAUGGGCAAAGAAAGUAAUCUUUUCUUUCUUUUCUUCAAUAGCAAAAAAAAAAAAAAACCUCAAAAUUAAGUUUUAUUUUUUUAGUUUAUGAAAUGUUUUCUAUAUGUCU